GCAAAAACACAGCGCAAAGGGUUCACACGACUUGGAAACCGAGGUUGCAAGGAGUUGGCUGGCUGUGUGAUUAGAGCAAUUUGCAACUAUGGAGACCACACCAACAACGAAGCCUGGCGGGAGAGGCGACAACGGCUCCUCGAGUCCCACGAAGAGUGGCAGAGUGUCAUAUAGCCCCAACAAGUCAUCGUCGUCUACCCGGGUGAUUGAGUCUCUCCAUAGGCAGAUUGACGAGCUCAAGCUUGAGUUGCUGGACACGAAGAGCAGGAACGAAGAGUUGAAGAAGAAGAAUGAGAUUGUGCAGAAGCGCCGUGAUCAGCUGGUUGAGCAGUUGUCGAAUGCCAAGCACGACAACGAGGUUGUCAGCUCGAUGCUCGACAGGAAAGAGAGACGAGUGGCGGAUUUGGAGGAGCAGUUGCAGAAUGUAAGCUCUUGUGCGGAUGACUAUAAGUGGAAGUUCAAGAAUCUGGAGACACGUUGCGACAAGCUGCGAGAGAACGAAUCGCGUGCUGUGUCGGAGCUCGAGCGGAUCAAGAUUGCAUACGACAUUAUAGUGACCAGCCAGAAGGAGUACAGAAGCCACUACGAUGCGCAGGUGAAAGAGUUGAAGAGGAAGCUCGAGGAUUACAUAAGUGACAAGGACACGAUGCUACAGAAGAACAUCUCGUUGAUCAACAAGAGCGAUGCCACCAUCUUUAGAUCUAUAAAGGCCAUCACUCUGAGAUCUCGGGAAAUAGAGGAGAGGUAUGUCAAGCGAGAUCAGAUCUUGGCUGAAAGUCUUGCCAAACUACGCAACUCCGUCUCUUUGAAUACACAGGAUAUACAGGUGAUAUUGAAGUCCUCGAAGGACUUGUUUGAAGAGGUUUGUCACAAACUGAACAUUGACAAGAAGACGUUGAUGGAAUCCUAUCUACAUGACUGCGAAGAUCACAUAAACCCAUUCGAAGAACAAGAGGAGGCUCAGAGUAUAGAACCUUCACAGGAAGGGGAACAUUUGAGCUCAGAGAGAGAAAGCUCUCCAGUGCAAAAGAUCAAAGAGGAGCCUAUUGUUGUCAAGAAAAGGGGUGAACGUACAGUAUCAGUUGAAACUGCAGAAGAAAGAAUACGCAAACUCAGCAAAGACUUGAACAAUAGAAUUCCAUCGUCUGAUCGUGUAACACCUCUGGAUCCACACGCUAAAACGAGACAUAGACGCAAUGGAACAUCGCCGACCGAUGACAAUAACGCUGGCUCCUCUUCAAAUUCUCGAAGAUCGUCUGCUUUGUUUGAUGGUGUAUCAUCAAACUUCACAGUUGCAACCGAUGUAUCCCGUAAGACUUCUUCCUCAAGAAAUCCUUCGUCGCAUUCGAGAAACGCCUCAAAUGUUGACAACUUUGAGGAACUGUCCAAGAAGAAGAAAAGAAGACGUAGAAGAAAGAAGGGAUCAAAGAAAACUGACACCGAUGGUGAAAAGGAAGGAGAGGAGGAUCUAUCAGGGUUGGAAUCUAACUGAGCAUAUAGCAUUAAAUCUCGUUGAUUUUAGAAGACAAGGGCCAACUAUUAAAACUUUGUAUAAACUGCAAUGGUACAAUCUUCAAAUC
This is a messenger RNA of Williopsis jadinii, 1580 nucleotides long. RefSeq names its product She3p (gene SHE3). Gene Ontology annotation, biological process: mRNA transport; endoplasmic reticulum inheritance. The transcript has a single exon. The coding region runs from base 89 to 1492 and encodes 467 amino acids. The record is from RefSeq and is a predicted model, not a curated record. Lineage: Eukaryota; Fungi; Ascomycota; Saccharomycetes; Phaffomycetales; Wickerhamomycetaceae.